Molecule: messenger RNA, 1827 nt
Organism: Malassezia sympodialis ATCC 42132
Lineage: Eukaryota; Fungi; Basidiomycota; Malasseziomycetes; Malasseziales; Malasseziaceae
Product: S53 family peptidase
Biological process (GO): proteolysis
Molecular function (GO): tripeptidyl-peptidase activity; serine-type endopeptidase activity
Source: RefSeq, a predicted model, not a curated record
AUGCGGAUCCAGGGAUGGCUCGCUCUGCUAGCGCAGAUCGCACUGGCGUCCAGCGCCCUGGGUGUGAAUGCGGACUAUGUGGUCAAAGAAGACGUGGUUGUACCACGCGGCUGGGUGCGACGCGCCCCCGCCCAUGGCAGUGAGCGCGUGCCGCUGAGCAUUGCGCUGCGCUCGAACGCAGAUGAGCGUGUAGUGGACGCGAUUCAGCGUACGUCGGACCCCGACAGUGACGAGUACCUGCACCACCGCACGAGGGAGGAGGUGCUCGACCUGCUGCGUCCCGCCAAACACACGAAGACGCGUGUGCUGCGCUGGCUGAUGGAGUAUGGCAUUGAUGAGAGUACGAUCUCGUACAGCGCAGCUGGAGACGUGCUGUACUUUUCGACCACCGUCGCAGAGGCGAGCGAGCUGCUAGGCGGUGCCGUCUUCGACAUGUUUGAGCGGCGCGACACAGGCGAGCAGAGCGUGCGUACGACCAAGUAUGCUCUGCCGCUCAGUGUCGCGCAACACAUUGACUAUGUGGGUGGAAGCACGACGUACUUUCCGUCGACCAAGGCGCACCGCCGCAUGGCCGAGUGGGUCGGCGACGUUUCAUGGGACGAGGUGGCCAAGACCAGCUCGAUGAACAACCCGCCGGGCGUGCCAGACUCCUGCAACGUGGCGCAUGUCACUUCGCUGUGUCUGCGCGAGUUUUACGGUAUGCACAACUACACACCGCAAUCGGACCGCUCGCACAUUGGUAUUGCGGGCUACCUGGGCGAGAAUGCCAACUACGACGACCUGAGCCUGUUUCUUAAGCACCAGCGCCCCGAUGCGUACAGGGGACACGCGACGUUCGACUAUGUGACGCUGGGCGGCGCGCACAAUGUGCAGAAUGCAUCAAAGGCGGGAGGCGAGGCCAACCUCGAUGUGCAGGCGGUCCAGGGCGUCGUAUGGCCGAUGCGCACGACGUACUACCUGACGGGGACCAAGCCGCCAUUUAAGAAGGACCAGGUGACGACGAAGAAUACCAACGAGCCGUACAUGGUGUUCCUCGAGCACAUGAUCGGUCUGGGCGACGACGAGCUGCCGGCUGUGCUGACGACAUCGUAUGGCGACGACGAGCAGACGGUGCCGGAGCCGUACGCGCGCCGCGCGUGUACGUUGUUGGCUGCGCUGGGCCUGCGCGGCACGAGCGUCUUUUUUUCCUCGGGCGACCAGGGCGUGGGCGGCAACCACGAGGAGGACUGCGUGUCCAACGACCGGCGCCACCGCCGCACAUUCCUGCCCGAAUUCCCUGCAUCGUGCCCGUGGGUCACGACGGUGGGCGCGACGUACAAAUUUGACCCCGAGGUCGUGACAGUGAAGAACUAUACAUUCAUUACGUCGGGCGGCGGCUUCUCCAACUACUUCCCGCGCCCCUUUUACCAGGAGCAUGCUGUGCACAAGUACCUGACCGUGUACCAGGACGACAAGGAUCAAGGUUGGUACAACCCACUGGGCCGCGCCUACCCGGAUGUGUCCGCACAGGGCUCGCGCUUUGUUAUUGCCAUCAACGGCAAGUUUUCCCUCGUUUCGGGCACGAGUGCCUCGACCCCGCUGUUCGCCUCGAUUGUGGCGCUGCUGAACGAUGCGCGCUUCGCCAAGGGACUCCCAUCGCUUGGUUUCCUGAACCCACUCCUGUAUAAGCGUCUCGCGCAUACGCCAGGCUUGCACGACGUCGUAAGUGGCUCGGCCAGAGGAUGCGGCGACCGAUCGGGCUUCCAGGCCCACCGCGGCUGGGACCCCGUGACCGGUCUCGGAACCCCCUCCUUCCCCGAACUGCUUCAGCACGUUUUAGCUAGGUAG